Neocloeon triangulifer is the source of this 3856-nucleotide messenger RNA. It is a transcript of the gene Cip4, whose product is annotated as formin-binding protein 1-like. The record is from RefSeq and is a predicted model, not a curated record. Gene Ontology annotation, biological process: signal transduction. Bases 267 to 2126 code for a protein of 619 amino acids. The transcript has 12 exons. Gene Ontology annotation, molecular function: protein binding. NCBI's taxonomy places the organism in Eukaryota, Metazoa, Arthropoda, Insecta, Ephemeroptera, Baetidae.
AGUCCGGAGCAGUGUUUUGCUUGUGCGACGUCCGUCUGAGUUGUCGAGGAAAGAAGAAGGUUUAUUUUUUCAAGAGCGCAGGCACACACAGAGAAUAUUCAGCUCGGACUGGAGUGAGUCAGCCAUGUUAACCUAAUGCCCAACAACUAUUAUGUGCAUCGGCCGAGAUAAGUCCAGAGUGCGCGUGUGAAUUUGCGUUAGCCGAGCAGCAGCGAGGACAGCAAGUCUCAGUGGUGCAGUGACCAAAAUUUGCAGCCGCCCGAAAAAUGGAUACCGACAACUUGAGCUGGGGCACCGAGCUGUGGGAUCAGCAUGAAAAUCUCGCGCUGCAUACACACAAGGGGAUCGAGUUCCUCGAGAAGUACGGCAACUUUGUGCGAGACCGAUGUGCCAUCGAGACGGAGUACGCCUCGAAGCUCAGGAGGCUCGUCAAAAACUAUCAGCCCAAGAAGAAGGACGAGGAGGACUACCAGUACAGUGCAUGCCAGGCGUUCAAGACGAUGAUGAACGAAGUGGGCGACCUUGCGGGCCAACACGAGCUCGUAGCCGAGGACCUGACGAGCACCGUCUUGCAGGAGCUCCAACUGCUGGUGCGCAACCUCAAGGAUGACCGCAAAAAGCACAUGGCAGAAGAAACCAGACUGCGUUCGACGCUGCAGACGCAGUUGGCCGCUUUGGACAGAACCAAGAAAGCAUACGAGAAAGCAUUCAAAGAAACGGAAAAGGCGCUGGACGAGUACCAAAAAGCCGACGCCGAUCUCAACCUCUCGAGGGCGGUCGUUGAAAAGGCCAGGAUCAACAUGGUGGCUAAAAACCAGCAGUGCGAAGAGGCCAAGAAGGACUAUGCGAAUCAGCUUGAGAAGACCAAUGAGCUCCAGCACCAACACUAUUCGGCGCUGAUUCCUGAGGUGCUCAGACAACUGCAAGAAUUAGACGAGAGAAGGGUGCGAUCCAUCAAAGGGUUCAUGAUCAAGUCGGUCGAAGUCGAGAAGAAGACUUUCCCCAUCAUGGACAAGUGUUUGGAAGGCAUUGUCAGAGCUGCAAACAAUAUCAAUGAAAAAGAGGAUACUCGGCUAGUGAUAGAGAGGUACAAGUCUGGUUUCAACCCACCCGAAGAUUUCAUGUUCGAAGACCUGCAGCGAGGUUCGGACGAGCAUAGUGGCUCAAUGAUUUCCAACCACAGCAACUCGCUGCCAUCCAUGUCCAGAGUUGACACAAUCAAAGGCACCAUCUCCGCAGGCAAAAACAAAAAACGCGCCGGCCUGUUCACUAGCCUCUUUGGCAACAACAAGAGAUUAAUUCAUGUUUGCACUCAUUUCAAGUCAAAUUACUCUAAUUCGGAAACAAAGGAAGAUUACACGGACUUGCCACCAGUGCAGAGAAGAAAAAAGCUGCAGCUGAAGCUGGAUGAAAUUGCACUACAAAUCAACAAAGAAACACAAACACGAGAUGGUCUGAUGAAGAUGAAGAGCGUUUACGAGGCCAACUCAGCCCUUGGAGACCCAAUGUCGAUUGAAGGCCAACUGAACGACUCGGGGCACCGAUUGGACAAACUGCGACAAGAGCAGCAAAAGUUCCUUGCCUGGCUCGACGAGGCUGAAGGAAAAAGCCAUUUGAAUAAUCCUGUGUCAUCCACAACGUCGUCGCCAAGCAGUCAAAGGUCCAACAGCAUGCACAGAAACUUGCUGAACGGAAGCUCGAACGGCAAACAAAGGCAUAGCUCCUCAGACGAGAGUGUCAGUCCGAGUGCCAGUUCGGACGGCAGCAGGCACAAACAGCCUCCAAACACCCUAGCCUUAGGGACUUCCCACAGUCCGGAGAGUGGUCUCGGCUCUCGCACUAGUUUACCAGACUCGGAAAGAGGAGACGACCUGGCCGGCGCAGAAUGCAUAGAUGACGAUGGAGACUUUGCUGACGGACCACUGACGCCCCUGGGCACAUGCAAAGCCUUAUACGCCUUUGAAGCCUCAAGUGAAGGUUCCAUUCCAAUGUACGAUGGGGAGGAACUUCUGCUUCUGGAGGUUGACCAAGGAGACGGUUGGACUCGGGUGCGUCGCAUGAAUGACCUGGAGGAAGGCUUCGUACCGACCUCGUACAUUGAGUGUUCACUGUACUCAACUUGCUAACACGGUAUAAUGUCAGUUGAGAGUUGAUGAUGCUUCUUGUUCACAAAAACACUCACCACCGUUUUUUGCAUUCGUUGAUGUUUUUCAAGUUGAAAAUAGCGGUUGUGUUGACAGUGAACCGAGUUUUAUUUUUUAUAACGCCGAUUUGAAUUUUUCAUGGUACAUUAUUGUAUUAUUUUGGUGCCGUUGGCGCCGUUUGGGCAGAAGUAGAGAAUCGCUCGGCGGCGUCAGUCGUUUUCAACUGCAAAACUAUGUUAUUAUGAUCUUGGCAAUUGACUAUGUACAUAGCUGUGUAACUAUACUGUAAAGUUUUCUAAAUUUUUAAGUUUCUGCAAAAUGUCGGGGAUGACCGGGUUUUCUUUUGUGAAAUCUGCGCGCUCGUCACGGCCUCUAUAUCUAAAGAAAAGUAAAAGAAAUGAAACAAUAUCAAAAGAUCGGAGUAAAUCUGCCAAGAGAGCUUUUCGAUGUCGCUUCAGCAUCUGCUGUUGUGUAGCUUUUUUAAUGUUUCCGACUCAACCCUGGAUCACUAAUUAAACGAGGAUGUGAUUUUUUUUUAUAAAAUUGAGCGACUUCAGAUGUUAAAAGGACGAGUCACAGUGGCCACCGCAAGUUGGGCCCGUCUCUGCUUAAGUGCGUAAUGUGCAAUAUUUGAAAGGACAAAUUUCGCCAAAGUUAAACACUUGUGCUUUUUAAAGUGUUCACUUUAUCUUACGCGCACUAGGUAGCCACGAGACGAGCCUUCUUUUGGUCAGGUCGAAGGCUUAAUUGACUGCAUUCCUAUGUAAUAAGUUAAAUGAUGUGUGUAUGAUAUAGGGCGUCAAACAUUAUUAAUAGUCAUAGGCAACAAUAAUAAAUUAAUUAGCGCGCGGGAUAAUUAUUGAAUUGCAAAACGUUUCGACAAAAACAGCACUGACACUUGAACGUAGCUUUGGAUCAUUUGGUUCUGAAAUUUGCAGCAAAAGGAACAUGUGCCAAAAUAUUUAUGUUUGAGUAGCAGGGUAAUUUAGUGAAAGUGUUAGAGGUGCACUCGAAAUUUAAUUUGAAACUUUUAACACAAUCUUUUUUGUUUGGAAAAAUCUCUGCUGUUUUUUUGUUGAAUCUGUGAUUUCCGUUUCGUUCAUUAGAUAUCUCACCAGCCGUCCUUUUUGAGAGAAUGCUUUUAAGAAUUAAGAAAAAUCUAAAGAUCGGUCACUCGACAAGCUCAAGGUUUGUAACGCGUAAAAACAAAAUUAUUAUUUAUUUGCUCAUAAAUAUAUAUUCCCAUAUUUUUUUUUUGCCAAGAAAAAACUUGAAACGGAGCCUCGAGUGACCCAAAAUAUUUAUUCGAGGCUUUUUUAGUCUAGUUUUGGACACACGCAAACAGAACUUUAUCUUUCUCACUCACCAACACCAAAAUUAGGAUCGACAGUUUUAACAUUAGUCAAGAUUUAGACGAGAAAAGCACACUCACGUGUAAAAAGAGAGUAAAAUGAGAGGAGUCGCCGUUACUACAGGACCUGGUGCAAUUGUUUAUAAGUUCAGCUUGCGAGGUUCAUUUAUGAUUGAUUUGUGCGUAUGGAGCCAGGAAUAUUUGCUCUCAGUAUGUCUUUUAUUUUUGCUGCAUCAGUUCUCAGAAUGUGCCCAUAUGGUUAUGGUGUACUAUCACAACAAUUAAUUGCUAUUAUUUGUAAAACGGUACCUUUUUGUGUAUAAUUUUCCAGUCCACGAAAUAAAAAUAUAUCAAACAGUAA